Molecule: messenger RNA, 8244 nt
Organism: Salarias fasciatus (jewelled blenny)
Lineage: Eukaryota; Metazoa; Chordata; Actinopteri; Blenniiformes; Blenniidae
Gene: myo7ba
Product: myosin VIIBa
Exons: 47
Coding region: 18-6509 (2163 amino acids)
Cellular component (GO): myosin complex; cytoskeleton
Molecular function (GO): protein binding; cytoskeletal motor activity; ATP binding
Source: RefSeq, a predicted model, not a curated record
UCCACAAGGCUGCCACCAUGCUGCAUCUCAGUAAGGGGGACUUCGUGUGGAUGGACACCGGUCACGGUGUGCCGAUCGGGGCAGAGGUGACGGUGACCGACACCGGCCAGCUUCAGCUGACCGACGAUGAAGGAAAAGAACACCGGCUCAACAAGAAGACGCAGGGCGGCCUCCGCAGCAUGCACCCCAGCUCGGUGAAGGGCGUGGACGACAUGAUAAGCCUGGGAGACCUGAGCGAGGCCGGCCUGCUCAGGAACCUCCUGGUGCGCCACAAAGAGGGCAACAUAUAUACGUACACAGGCUCUAUUCUGGUGGCGGUGAACCCCUACCAGCUGCUGCCCAUCUACACCAUGGACUAUGUGCACAUGUACACAGACCGGCGGCUGGGCGAACUGCCGCCGCACGUCUUCGCCAUCGCAGACAGCUGCUUCUUCAACAUGCGCCGCACCCAAAGUAACCAGUGCUGCAUCAUCAGCGGAGAGUCUGGAGCAGGGAAAACCGAGAACACCAAGCUGAUGCUCCAGUUCCUGGCGGCGGUGAGCGGCCAGCACUCCUGGAUCGAGCAGCAGGUUCUUGAGGCAAACCCCAUCUUGGAGGCAUUCGGAAACGCCAAGACCACCCGCAACGACAACUCCAGCCGCUUUGGGAAGUACAUCGACAUCAGCUUCAGCAAAGAGGGGGCCAUCGAAGGGGCCCGGAUCGAGCAGUACCUGCUGGAGAAGUCUCGGGUGUGCCGUCAGGCCCCAGAGGAGAGAAACUACCAUGUGUUCUACGACAUGCUGAUGGGCAUGCCCGAAGAUCAGAAGAAGCUCCUCUCUCUGGGCAGCGCCUCAGAAUACAAGUAUCUGACCAUGGGUAAAUGCACCAGCUGUGAGGGACGGGACGACGGGAACGAGUACGCUCACUUCCGCUCUGCUCUGAAAGUACUCACCUUCUCCGAGAAUGACUCCUGGGAAAUCUCCAAACUGCUCGCUGCCAUACUCCACCUGGGAAAUGUGAACUUCACCAGCAGCACGGUGAAUAACCUGGAGGGCAGCGACAUCGCCAAGUCUUCCCACUUCACGAUGGCCAGCAAGCUUUUGGAGGUGGAUCCCAAAGCGCUGGAAGACAGCCUGACUCAGCGCUCCUUCAUGACCGCCAGAGAGAGCGUGGUCAAACCGCUGAACACCACACAGGCCAUGGACGGCAGGGACGCUUUCGUCAAAGCGAUAUAUGGACGUCUCUUCAUUUGGGUGGUGCACAAAAUCAACAAAGCCAUUUACAAGCCUCCUGAGGACGAAAGCGAUGUCCGACAGUCCAUCGGCCUGCUCGAUAUCUUCGGCUUUGAGAACUUUGCCAAAAACAGCUUCGAGCAGCUGUGCAUCAAUUUUGCCAACGAGCAGUUGCAGCAGUUCUUCGUGAAGCACGUUUUCAAGCUGGAGCAGGAGGAGUACGCCCGGGAGGGCAUCGUCUGGAAGCACAUCGACUACCAGGACAACCAGAGCACACUGGAUGUGCUGGCCAACAAACCCAUGAACAUGCUGGCGCUCAUUGACGAGGAAAGCAACUUCCCAAAGGGCACAGAUGCCACAUUGCUCCAAAAGCUGAAUCAAGUUCAUGGGAAAGGGAACAUCUACCUUACCCCAAAGAAUGACCACGACACGCAGUUUGGAAUCCAGCAUUUUGCCGGAGCGGUCUACUACGAUUCAAAAGGCUUCCUGGAGAAAAACCGUGAUGCUCUGAGCACCGACCUGAUCCAGCUGGUGGAGACCUCCGCCAACAAACUCCUCAAAAGCGCCUUCCACAAUGAGCUCUCCGGCAGCUCCUCAACAAUCAAGAGCAGUGCCAACCCCAAGAUGAUCAUCACCCCAUCAAGGCAGACCGUGAGGCAAGCGGCCGACAACAAGAAGCGUGUGCCGACCCUGAGCGGACAGUUCCGCAAGUCUCUGGACUUGCUGAUGAAGACUUUGACUGCAUGCCAGCCUUACUUCAUACGCUGCAUCAAACCCAAUGAUUUCAAGAGGCCCAAGGUGUUCGACAGGGAGCUGUGCAUGACGCAGCUCCGCUACUCCGGCAUGAUGGAGACCAUCAGGAUCAGGAAAGCUGGGUAUCCAGUGCGCUACAGUUUCGACGACUUUCUCAACCGCUACCGUGUCCUGCUCAGGGCUCCCACGGGCGAUCCCAAAAAAGAAAACAAAGAGAAACUCUGUGAAAGCAUUUGUAAAAGUGUUCUUGCUGGUAAAGGCGACUGGAAAACCGGCAAAACAAAGAUUUUCCUCAAGGACUUUCACGACACCAUACUGGAACUGGAGAGAAUGGAGCAGCUCAACACAAAAGCACUUCUGAUCCAGAAAGUAAUGAGAGGCUACAAAUACAGGAGGGAUUUCCUGAGGAAAAAGGCAGCGGUGCUCGUCAUCCAGAAACACUGGAGGGGCUACAAAGGCAGGAAGCUGUACCGAACGGUGCAGCUGGGCUUUGCAAGACUCCAGGCACAAGUCCGCUCCCGUCAGCUGUGCUUCCAGUACAAGAAGAAGCGGGAGGCGGCCCUCGUGCUGCAGGCCCACGCCAAAGGAUACCUGGCCAGGAAGGAGUUCCGGCGCAAGAGAGACGCCGUGAUCCUGCUGCAAGCUCACACCAGGGGCAUGCUGGCCAGGAAAGCUCUCAAGGAGAAGGAAAGAGCCCGGCACCUCUCUGCCAGAGAGAAGGAGAGAGAACGGCAGGCUAUGCUGGAGAAAAAGAAACGCUUGGAGGAAGUAUUGAAGAGGAAGAAAGAGAUGGACGACCAGGCUCAGCAAGAGUCCAUCACAAACCAGGAAAUGGUGGAUGAAAUCUUCGGGUUCCUGCCCACCAUGGUUGGAGGCAGGGAGGGAGACGCACCGGCGGGACUCGAGAACAUUGAAGGAAAGAGGAUGAUCAUCGAAGAAAUAGACAUCGAUGAAAUCCCCAUGGAGGAAAACAGUCUCGACGAAGACGAGGACGACGGCCUGGAUGAGUACUCCUUCUCCAAAUUCGCCACCAUGUACUUCCAGGGGGCUGCUUCCGCCAGCCACGUUCGCCAGCGCCUUCGACAGCCCUUACUCUACCACGAGGAUGAAGGCGAUAUCCUGGCUUCCCUGACAGUGUGGUGGAUCAUCCAGCGCUUCAUGGGAGACUCUCCUGAGCCAAGGAUGCAGGGCAGGGUUCGACAGAGCGCCGCACAGGAACGAUUUCUGCCACAAGACCUGGAACAGAGAGUCAAUGAGUCAACGCCAAACAGGAAGGCUUCCAUCUCCAGUGACAAGGUCCAGAUUAAUCCACAGGGCCAGAGGGGGUCCGCUGACAAGCUUUCCAGAAGCAAAAGAGCAUCUGCCCACUCGACGGAGGAUCAAAACAGAGGGUCGAAGCAGCCCGGCCUGCAGACUGUUGAAGAGGACAGCAACGUCCUGAUUGGAGAGGGACCCACCAUGAACAGACCACUGACCUCCAUGGAGAAGCUCCACAUCAUUGUGGGCUACGCCAUCCUCAGACCUGAGCUCAGGGACGAGAUUUACUGUCAAAUCUGCAAGCAGAUUCAGGGCAACAACAAUCGCAGAAGCUACUUCCGAGGAUGGAUCCUGCUGUCUCUCUGUCUGGGCGUCUUCCCUCCCAGUGACAGGUUUGUGAAGUACCUCCAGAGUUUCGUUCACUCUGCUCCAGAAUCGUACGCCUCCUUCUGCGCUAAAAGGCUGCGACGAACUCUAAUGAAUGGAAUGAGGGGGGAGCCUCCUGCCUGGCUGGAGCUUCAGGCAACCAAGACUAUGAAGCCCAUAAUCAUGUCUGUGAUGCUGCUGGACGGCCGCUCCAUCAACCUUCCUGUUGACUCAGCAUCCACCUCCAGAGAGAUCUGCCAGCUCGUCGCCAACAAAAUCAAACUCCAGGAUACCUUCGGCUUUUCUGUUUACGUCGCCCUGUAUGACAAGGUGUGGGCUCUGGGCAGCGGCCGGGAGCACGUGAUGGACGCCAUCUCCCAGUGUGAGCAGGAGGUGAAGAGGAGGGGAGGCCAGGAGCAGCACGCUCCCUGGCGACUCAUCUUCCGCAAGGAGAUCUUCACCCCGUGGCACGACAGCAAGGAGGACAAGACCAGCACGGACCUCAUCCACCGACAGAUCAUCCAUGGGCUGAAGUUUGGGGAGUACCGCUGUGAAAGGGAGGAUGAUCUGGUCCAGCUGGCUGCUCAGCAUCUGUACGUUCUACAUGAGACAGACAGCAGCACGGCAAAUGUGAAGGAAGCCGUGCAGGACUGCAUCAAGAACUCUCUGCUGGAGUCGAAAUCAGAGGCCAAGUGGUUGCAGAUGGUCAGCACAGCCCAUGCUCAGGGUCCGUAUCUGGCUUCAAGAAAAACGGCAGACCUGGUGAAGGCAGACAUGGUUGACUUUGCCCGGGAAGCUUGGCCAAUGCUGUUCUCCAGGUUCUUUCAGGUCACCAAGGUUUCAGGUCCACCUUUACCAAAGAACAAGUUCAUUGUGGCAAUUAACUGGACCGGUAUCACCUUCCUGGAUGAGAGGGAGAAGAGGCUGCUGCAGUUAUCUUUCCCAGAAGUCACUGCCAUCAAUACCCUGAGAGAAAAGAAGGUGUCUGGCCAGACCGUGAGUCUGCUGACACUGAAAGGAGACUUCCACCUGAGCGGCUCCAACGCCGAGGACAUGGCCGAGCUCGUCACGAUGUUCAUCGGUGGCCUGACAGAGCGCUCCCAAUAUGCGGUUGCUCUGAAGGAAAUGAGCAGAUCAGACGACCCGACGCUCCUCAGCUUCAAGAAAGGAGAGCUCAUUAUAAUUAUUAAGGACAAUGAGUUCUCUCAGGAGCGGGGCUGGAUUAAGGGCCAGGUUGAUAACACGAAGCGGACAGGAGCCGUCCCCAUCGAGGCCAUCCUCAUCCUGCCCACGCUGAGCAAACCCUCCAACGAGGUCUUGAACCUCAUCAACCUCUCUCCAAACCAGAGGAAGAACAUCAUCGAGGCAAACAUCAAGCAAACGGACACAAUGACAGCCGUGGCUCCCGUCACGCUGAAGGAGUUCUCUCUCGAGUAUUUCAGGCAGCCCAUAAAGGACGUGAACCGGCAGGUGAUUUCCAGGAACGCAGCUCCUGAGAGGCUGUGGGCCCACUCCAGAGAGCCCAUCCGACAGCCGCUCCUCCAGAAGCUGGGCAACUCAGAGCUGAGCCACAAAGCCUGCCUUGCUUUCACCGCUAUCCUGAAGUACAUGGGGGAUUACCCCACCAAACAGAUGCAGAGCCCCCUCGAGCUCACUGACCAGAUCUUCGGCCCGGCCACCAAAUACGAGGCGCUCAGGGAUGAGAUCUACUGCCAGAUCAUGAAGCAGAUGACCAACAACAACAACCGGUUCAGUAUGGAGCAGGGCUGGCAGCUGCUGUGGCUCUGCUGUGGCUUGUUUCCUCCCAGUAAGUCGCUUUUGAGGCAUGCACAGCGAUUUGUAGAAUCCCGCCGCAGACAGCCGCUCGCCUCCGACUGUCUGCAGCGAAUGCAGGACUCUCUGAGGAUGGAGCCCAGGAAGCUCCCACCUCAUCAAGUGGAGCUGGACGCCAUCAAGCAGAACAGCACCCAGAUCUUCCACAAAGUCCACUUCCCCAAUGACACAGACGAGAUAUUUGAGGUGGCGACCAGCACCAGGGUGAAGGACCUCAUCCAGAGCAUUGUCAAGAAACUCAAGCUGGCUUCAGCAGACGGAUUCAGUAUUUUCGUCAAAAUACAAGACAAGGUUUUGAGUUUGAAUGACUCAGAUUACUUCUUCGAUAGUCUGAGAAAUAUCACCGACUACUCCAAGGGAGCCAAGAGGAUCAAGGAUGCUGGGCCAGUCAACAUCUCAUACCGGGUGUUCUUCAUGAGAAAGUUGUGGUUUAAUGUGAUCCCUGGCAGAGACCCAAAAGCUGAUAGUAUCUUCCACUUCCCUCAGGAGUUACCCAAGUAUCUGAGAGGCUAUCAUAUCAGCAACAAAGAAGAUGUGCUCAACAUCGCCAGCCUCCUGCUGAGGAUAAAGAUCGGCAAAGACAAGAGCCAGCUUGUGAUGAUCCCGAAGCUGCUGAAGGAGCUGGUGCCAGCCGACCAGCUGAAAGCCUUGUCCGAGAACGAGUGGAAGAAGAAUAUUGCGGCGGCUUUCAACAAACAAGCUGCUUCGACUGCUGAAGAAGCAAAAGUGGCGUUCCUGAAGACCGUCAGCCGAUGGCCGACCUUCGGCUGUGCCUUCUUCGAAGUGAAGCAAACAUCUGAGCCAAACUUCCCGGAUAUCGUGCGAAUAGCCAUCAGCAAACAAGGGCUCACAAUCAUACACCCUAAAACCAAGGAAGUUUUGGCGAAUCACCCGUUCAACCGCAUCGCCAACUGGUCCAGCGGGAGCACCUACUUCCACAUGACCAUCGGCAGCUUGGUCAAAGGAACCAAGUUCCUGUGCGAGACUUCUCUGGGUUACAAGAUGGACGAUCUUAUAAGCUCCUACGUCAACAUGUACGUCAGGGAGAAGCGGGCGCUGCAAGCCAGGAACCAGCGCUUCAACAUGUGAAGUGGGACUGAGGAGGCCUGUGGCACAGAGACAAGUACACCAUGAGGCGGAGCUUGUCUGUUGUUGAAAGAUAAAUCAAUGAGUUAAUUAAAUGCCUUUUAUGGAAGAUGAAAGAAAUGAGUUAUGAAAUAAGUGGGAGAGCUUUGUGUUUAUUUAACGAUAUAUUCAUUUGCCAUUUAUGGAGAAUGAAUGAGUGGUAGAAUCCACAAAAUUAGUUCUGUGAAAAUGUUCAAUUUUGUGAAGAGAGCUGGUACAGCUGUCAAAUUAGGAAAUUCCCACUUGUUUAGUUUUGCAAUACAAGUCUGGACCACAACGCCACAAGAGUCACUCAAAGAAGCAGCACAAUGAAUAUUUAACCCAGCAAUGGCUGAACUGCUUCACUGCUCCACAUUAAAAGCAGACUUACACUAUUAAGAUACCAUUUAGAAGAUUCUUUGAGCAGGUUGCAGGUUCAUGAGAGAAGUGUUUUCAGAUGGCCGAACUGUGAUCCGGACUUUAAAGUGUCAAAGUCAGUAAAAGGCUGCAUGUUUCCACCCAGUCUGGACCGUAACAGGAAAGGAUGAGCUAAAGAUCAACACUCCAGCCAGGUGAAGGACGCUGAGGUGCCUCAACACUGCCUCCCGAGUGGAGAAUAGUGUGUUUGUGAGGUGUGUACUGAAAUAAAAUUCCUUGCAGAAGACAGGAGUUACUGCGUUUUCUGCAUGAAAUAACAAGCAUCUGUACAAAAAUUUAAGUUAAUUAAGGUACGGCUGUAGACAGCAACAGAUAUCUUUAAUUAAAUAUUUGUGUCGUUGUGGUGCUUCAUUAUGAAACAAUUUAUAUGAAACCAUGACACACUUUUAAAUUAUUCGACACAAAAACCAGUCGGUCAAGGCAUAAGGCAUAUCCAACAUCCAGUCUUUACCAGCUUAGAAAAACUCCUACUUUUGUGAGCGGACUUUGAUGAAGUGGAAGACAACCUGAACAAAAAGUCAAAAAUAAGUAUGUCCUGAAAACUUAAGAUGUUAAAUAAAAGCUCGAUAACGCCUACAUCUAAAGAUAUUGAUUUUUGCAAUGAAUCGUAAAAUAGGUGGCAUGCUUCUACAGACUGGUGUUAUGCCAAAUAUAUUCCUGUUAAAAAAUAAUUACAGGCAUGUAAAACUCAAUGCUGAUAAAUUACCAAUAAAAAGAUAUAUACUAAAAAUAAAAAAAAACCUAUCUUUUUAAAUUAUGAAGAAUAAAUGAUCUUUUGAAUCAUUCACAAACUGUUCACAACAGUAUCUUUCACUGCAAAACAGAGUUUCUCUCUACGUACACUGACUUCAAAGCUGUUAUUCAAGUAAAUACAACCAAAACUGAAGAAUUUAGUGUUUGGGUGGUCAUAUUAUUCCUCUCAGACUUUCUCUUUCUACAAAAAUGUUAAACUAAAUGUAAUACAUUUAUUUAUAUGCAUGAACGGAUUUGGAUCUGGGUUUCUAUGUUGAUGAAAAAAAGCAGCAAUCUUUACAGGAAUAAUUCACUCCGCAGGGCGUUGUUUCUUAUAGGUUUACAUUCAGCAUUUCUCCUUGAAAUAUGAUGCUAAUGACACAAAAAUUAUGCAAAAAAAUAUUCCAAUGUUUUCAUGUCUGAAGUAUUGACUAUUUGUUGUCAUUUGACCAUUCUUGGAAAUUUUGCGACUCAUGCUGUUUGUUUCUCCAACUGCUUGUUCUUGACAGUUUCUGCUGGAGGAUUAUUAACCCCCUCUGUGCUUCCAGCA